Aspergillus niger is the source of this 894-nucleotide messenger RNA. RefSeq lists its product as uncharacterized. The transcript has a single exon. NCBI's taxonomy places the organism in Eukaryota, Fungi, Ascomycota, Eurotiomycetes, Eurotiales, Aspergillaceae. Bases 1 to 894 code for a protein of 297 amino acids. The record is from RefSeq and is a predicted model, not a curated record.
AUGAAGCAGGCUGGUUCCAUCCUCGCCCUCGCUGGGCUCGUCUCCCUGGCCCAGGGUCACGGUUUCGUCACCUCCCCCCAGGCUCGUAUGCCCGGUAGCGCCAUGGAGAAGGCUUGUGGCCAGCAGGUGUACAACAACCAGGAGGCCGACAACUACGGCAACGUCCAGGGUGAACUUCAGAUCGCCUCCGGCCAAAGCGACUACAACGCCGAUGCCUGUGACAUCUGGCUCUGCAAGGGUUACAAGUACGCCGACAACAAGGACAACGUCUACUCGUACACGGCCGGUGAGACCGUCGACUUCACCGUCGACAUCCGCGCUCCUCACACCGGUACCGCCAACGUCUCCGUCGUUGACACUGCCUCCAACACCGUCAUCGGCUCUCCCCUGAUCUACUGGAGCGUCUACGCCUCCACCUCCACCGGUGUCACCAAGAACGAGACCAGCUUCAGCGUCACCAUCCCCGAUGACCUCGGUGACAAGUGUACCGAGGGCGGUGCCUGUGUCCUCCAGUGGUGGUGGAACGCUGCUUCCAUUGACCAGACUUAUGAGUCUUGCAUUGACUUCACUGUCGGUGGCUCUGGCUCUUCUUCUUCAUCUUCUUCUUCCUCUUCUUCUUCUUCCUCCGUCGCUGCCAGCCAGCCUACCACCACUGCUGCUGCCGCCGCUGUCACUACCCCUAGCACCGCCAACAACGUCGCUCCCGCUUCCUCCAGCGUCCCUACUACCCUCGCUACUAGCGUGAAGCAGAGCGCUACCGUCGCUCCCGUUGCUGCCUCCAGCGCUGCUGCUGCCGCCUCCUCCGGCGUCUCCAUCCCCACUGAUGGUACCGCUGAGGAGCAGCUCACCUGGGUUGCUAGCCUGCUUAAGGCUCUCCUCAAGUACGCCAACUAA